This is a messenger RNA of Colletotrichum lupini, 1539 nucleotides long. RefSeq lists its product as uncharacterized. Lineage: Eukaryota; Fungi; Ascomycota; Sordariomycetes; Glomerellales; Glomerellaceae. Bases 1 to 1539 code for a protein of 512 amino acids. The transcript is spliced from 13 exons. The record is from RefSeq and is a predicted model, not a curated record.
AUGGCGCCCACUGCCAAGUUCCAACUUUCUUUGACUCUGCGAACACUACUGGGACUCUGGAAGGGAAACCGAUUAAGAAACCCCCCUCCUCUCAGUGGCUCAUCUGCACCGCCCACGCGUGCGGCAACGAACUGCUCGCUCGCCGUCUUUGUCCCUAUGAAGUACGGAGUUUCCAGAGAUCCCGAGGCCUCCCAAGCCUCCAUGGAGCUUGCUGGAGGCGCAGAGCCGCGCGAGUGUCCGCCCGCCCGCGUCCUGUCGCGGCUUGUCGUCGUAGCAGGUUCACCAUUGGCCCGGAGGCAUUCCAUCAGAGAUGGGGCUCCACGGCCUGCAUCGCCGCGCCUCCCGGGGAUCACCGACGUCCCGGGCAGCAGUUGGCUGGAACUCUGCCAAGCAAGAUUCACAUGUAUUGGCAUGAUAAUCAACUAUAACCAUGGUAUCAAAAAAUCCAGCCAAUCCAACACUCAGGGCCUCAACUGGAAAUGUAGAUUGCAGGCAAACCUGACCGUCUUGUUAGCCAACUGUAUACGUCCAGAACUGAGCAAACAAAAAGGUAACAAAGGAUCAGACGGCGCCUACAGAUUGUUUUCAACCUUUAAAGCCACAAAGGUGUCGGCAUAUGUUGGUUUUCUUGGUGUUGGACGAGAGGGAAGCUAUCUUGAAAAAUUCUGCGGCGGCUGCGAUUUUAUUUGUCAGGUGACGUGGGUCGGUGUUAUGACUCAAAGGGCUAGCUUCCAACACCAUGCCAAUGCUCAUCGAAUGCGAAAGUUCCGUCUAGAAGCCAUCGGCCUUGAGUUGUCUAGUUUUGAGGAUGUUUAUCCGCGCUGUUGUGGUCAGAACCAGCACGGGUCUGGCUUUGAUGUGGCAAAAUGGCUCGGCGUGGAUAUUUAUUCGAGAAGUAUCUUCCCGCGGUGCUACGAGAGAAGUUCCUCGGACCCUGAUUCUUUCUCUGGCUCUGUCAACAAACGCAACUUCUUCACUUCCCUACGUGUUGGCCCCGGAGUAUGGAAUCUCAUGGGUUACGACUGCUCCAAGAGGCUGCUAUCAUCCAGGGGUGGUGAACUGUUUGGGUUCCCAGUGCCGUCUGUUGAUGCUGUGUUUUGUAUGAAUCAUUUAACAAGCCAUGUGAAGCCUGCCUGGUUCAUUUGGCCUGAUAGCCGUGAUGACUUACCAAGGCAGUCCGUUAGGGGCAAAGACAGCUUCUGGAUCAAUAGGCCAGUCAGAGAUGUUGCCCUGAUGGACGUCUCUGAUCGUUCAGGGCCGGCUACGUCUCUUCCUCCAUACAUGAUUGCGUGCUUUGCGUGUCAAUGGUGCAAUACAUUCAUCCACUACCGACUCCAGGGUAGGAAUCUCGUUGACGUUGGUCGAUCCGAUCCGGCACCCGGUAGCCCCUCACUGACAGGAUGCGCGCGACGGACAUUAUCCGGACCUUGCACGCCGGUUCUCCAUCGGCGGGGAGUCAUGAAACUGCAGAAAUUUCUCCAUGGCGAAUUCACGCUUGCCGUUAUCCCAACAUACCCUGGCAUUGCAGACUGGACUUAG